Molecule: messenger RNA, 3205 nt
Organism: Leguminivora glycinivorella
Lineage: Eukaryota; Metazoa; Arthropoda; Insecta; Lepidoptera; Tortricidae
Product: ATP-binding cassette subfamily G member 4-like
Exons: 10
Coding region: 160-2022 (620 amino acids)
Cellular component (GO): plasma membrane
Molecular function (GO): ABC-type transporter activity; ATP binding; ATP hydrolysis activity
Source: RefSeq, a predicted model, not a curated record
GCGCGCUAGUGUUGCGACCCUCCUCGUAUCGCCUGGGCGUCAUGCGCGCAGCUGGCGCAGCCUCGUGUCCUUUGUUUACAUCGAUCAUGAUUCUUUGUGUUUAAACUAUGGAAACUAAUGUGUAGUUCUGUGCUUAUUUUGUGAACAUAAUCCUGCAUCAUGGCGUGUGAAUCUAUAUCCUUGCAGACCACUUCCACGUCUCUGACGGAAGACUCUUCGCUUAACAUUUCGUUUGAAAACCUUAACUAUACGGCCCGACAAGGUAUUUUCAACAGAGAACGCAAAGUGAUCCUGAACGAUCUGAGCGGCACCAUCAACUCCGGCGAGCUGACCGUCAUCGUGGGCCAGUCGGGCGCCGGCAAGAGUACACUCAUGGACAUCCUAGCUGGAUACAGAAACGCGACACAAGGCAAGAUCUACGUAAACGGAAGGUUACGCAACCUCAAGUGGUUUCGGCGACGGUCGUGCUAUAUUCUGCAAGAUGACAAAGUGCAGGACAUGCUGACCAUCGAAGAAUCCCUUACCAUUGCCGCUGAGCUCAAACUAGGAAACCAUAUUAGUAAAGAACAAAAAAGUAGAAGAAUAAGAGAAGUCAUUACUGCUUUCGCUCUAAACGAGGUCCAGCACACGAGAGCAGCCCAGCUCUCGGGCGGGCAGAGGAAGCGCCUAGCCAUAGGCUUGGAGCUGAUAUGCGACUCACCUGUCAUGUUCCUGGAUGAACCCACUAGCGGGCUAGACAGCUCAACCUCAAAGCAGAUGGUGUAUAUGCUGCAACUGCUGGCUCACCAGGGGCGCACAGUCGUGGUGACCAUGCACCAGCCUUCAGCCGCACUGCUGCAAAUGGUAGACCGCCUGUACGCGGUGGUGGCCGGACAGUGCGCAUAUAUGGGCUCAGUCGACAACCUAAUACCUUUCUUCGAAAAUCUUAAUUUGAACUGCCCACAAUUUCAUAAUCCAGUUGAUUUUCUUUUAGAAAUAUGUGGAGAGCAACCAGAUAAACUAGUAGAAUAUAUAGAAAAUGGACGAGACAUGCAGUGGUUACAUAAUAUAUCCAAUGAAAGUGAUGAUAAAUUAUUAGAAAUAUUUAAAACAGAUUUAUAUGAAAAAGUGUUCCUAACGACACUUCCGCUACCAAAAGAGGACCCAACGAGUAAGAUCCUACUAGCACUGAAGAGUACGUACAGUACAUCGACGUGGAAACAAUUUACAACACUGACACGAAGAUCGUUACUAUCAGCAUGGCGGGACCCCCAGUUCAUGCUCAUGAUGACGGGCAUCCACUGCGCCAUGGCGCUGUUCGUCGGAGUCCUGUUCUUCAACAUCGGCCAGGACGCCAAGCACACGAAGGACAACUACAACUUCCUCUCCUACAGCCUCAUGUUUGUCAUGUUUACCGCCUUCAGCGCUGUCUCUAUCAAAUUCCCGCAACAAUUUCCAGUGGUCAGACGGGAGCACUUCAACCGCUGGUACACCCCGGGCGCGUACUACGCGUCCACGCUGGUAGCCGCCCUUCCUCAGCAGACAGUGUGUACGCUCUGCUACUCCUGCAUAGCGUACUGGCUGACGGGCCAGCCGCCGGAGAUCCUUCGCUUCGGGAGCUUCUGCGUCAUUCUGCUCAUGGUCUCUUAUUCCGCUCUCUGUAUGGGGCUGCUCAAUGGAUCUUGGUUCGAUGUUAAGCACGCCAUGAUCUUCGGGCCGUUCUUCGUAAUGCCGUUCACGGUGUUCUCCGGGUUCUUCCUGCACCUGCCCGACUCGCCAGCCGUCUUCCGCUGGCUGUUCCACAUAUCCUUCGUGAAGCACGGCCUCGUGGGCCUCUGCAUCACCAUCUACGGCAUGGGCCGGGCGCGCCUUCCCUGCUCAGAGCUCUACUGCCACUACACCUACCCCCGAUUCUUACUCAAAGAGGUCGGCAUGUUGAACGAACAAUACUCUCUCGUAAUCUUAGCUUUUGCAGGAAUAGUGUCCGUGGUUGUUUUGUGUACAUAUAUUUCAUUAAAAAUCAGACUCAAGAGUAAGUGGUAAAAGUAUUAUGUUUAAUUGAGAUUUGGGUUUAUGAGUGUUGCCAUGUGUCAAGUUUUAUUUAAUUUUACAGUAACAAACUAGUGCAGUUAGGAUAUUGAGUGUAUUAAGUCAAUGUACGACUUAGGUACGUCAUAAUUUUCUAGAUCAAAAUCUAGUCACAUAAACGACAAAAUAAGAAGCCCCGCGAAUAGUCGUGUAAAGUACGGGGGCAUUUAUAAUUCUUAUGUUUAUUAAAUGAUUAAUUCAACGUUACAUAAUUAUGUCAUUGUGAAACUCUCCGCAUAAAGUGUCGAAGAGAAUGUGAUGUACAGUGUAACUGUAAAAUGUCAACUUGUAAACACAAUCGUAAAUGUUAAAGUUGCUCGGUCAUGUUUAUUGAGCCAAUCACACUAACAUUAUGUAUAAUAGAGGUAAUAUACCUACAGGGCGUCCCAAAUCCCAAGACUAUGAGACAUAACGGAAAAGUAUCUGUUGCACCUUAAAUAUCGUAGAUAGGAUAUUGUUUUAAACAUAGUAGAUUCUUAAAAUGAUAUUCUAAAAAAUACUUCCUUCGUCUGGGAAUCGAACAGACAUAUAUGUGAAAUAAAAUCACUCAUAUGUUAAUAUUUAAUGGAGAAAGAAUGAACAAAAAAUACUUAUUAUUCCUGAGUAACAUAGUAUUUUGAAAUAUUGAAUGAUAUUUAUUUUAUGGUACUUUCCUUUCGUGUCUCAUAGUCUAGCUUGAGACACCAUUUAGCUCAAUCAUAAAAUCACGUGGUUUCCUUUGUAAACGCACCUAGCCAUAAUAACAUCUUAAAUGUGAAAUCUAGUUUGAAAAUGUAUAUUUUGUGGUUAUUUAGAUAGGUAUCGUUAUUACAUAUAAAUAUGGCUUAUUAAAUAAGUUGGUAGUUACCAAACAAUAUGCUAUUUUUAUAUGCCUAUGCUCAGCAGUGGGUGAUUAGCAACUGAAAUUAUGACGAUGAAUGAUGAUACUAUUUAUUCUGGAAAUAAAUCAGAAUCAGAAGACACCCAAAAUGUUAUAAUAUGUAUUAAGACAUUAAAAUUAGCUAUCUAGCAUCUAAAUGCAUGUUUACACCAUACAUGGGUGCUCAUAUAACGUAGAUCCACGCGUAUCAACUUAUGUAUGUAUAUACUUAAUUAGGUAUAUGCGGUUUAGUGCAAAUAUAAUUUAAAUACCAAAGUC